UGAGACCAGAGGGACAGGGAGAGGAGGCUAAAAAGGGACGCCACAGAUCUGACGUGAAGCUAGCACGUGGCCUCGGGCUUGACUCGUUGGGAGAGUUAGCAGGGAGCACACCUGAGCUGUGUCAGACAGGAGCAGAAGAGCGCGCUGCUACCUGUCAGGUUCCUGCUUUAAGGAGAAGAGCAGGCUGCUGGCCGGGCAAAGAUCAAACCUGGACCUCAUCCAUCUCCUCCCGGGCUGCAUCCCCGCGGGAGCGUGAUGAGCGGACAGACAGAUUGAUUCGAUCUUUUGAUGAAAGCCCAACUUUUGUGGAGCUUUUCCAGCCACCUCACAACGCUGCUGGAGACUGGAACCACUGCUCGGUGUGAAAAACAGCAGGAGAGAGCGGGGGGGAAAAGGAGAAUAUUGCCAUCCAUCUGUAGCCCCCGCAGCCCACCCUCAGCCUCGGACGCCCCUCCUCUCUGCCUCUUCUUUUGCCCCCUGUACCCCCCCUCCUCUACACCUCACCCCCCAACAGAGCAGAAAGCGUGAAAAAUCUCACUAAUGGGUUUAUUUGCUGUCAGAUCUGCGCCGAUCUGUCAUUCCCUUGGACCAUUCUGCUUGACACAUUUCAUAGUUGAGUAAGUCUUCUGGCUUUCUGGCUAGAGUGAACAGUGCCCCUGCGACGCUGUGCUGCCUGAGAGCUCAUCAAGAGGGGGGCAACGGCGGCAGCAGUCAGUCUGACAGUCUCUUGGACAGGGAGUCCCUGAAGCUGCAUUCCUCUGGUCUCCUUCUCCCCGUUGGGACUUGGUGUUUGUGAGCCUCGUGGGCUUGUUCUCCGCUCAAGAUCCAGGCUGUUUCUGCAGGGACUCCGGUGCUGACUGAAAAACAGUGUGAAGAUGUGGUGUGGGGCUGGGCCUCUGGCCGUGGUGGCUGCAGUGUUUUGGACUCAGUGUGUCCUUCUGGAUGGGGUGGAUGCCAAAAAGGAGAGGAAGAGGCCAAAGGAGACCACCCCACAACACACAGAGACCUACAACGCUACCCUCUCCAACAGCGAAGAGGUCGGUGGAAGCAUCAAGAUUUCUGACAACCAGAGAGUGGAUCCACUGGGAUCAUGGAUGGACUUUGUCAAAAGACCUGUUGGCAACUUCCCUGGAAAGUGUCGCAAGCGUAAACGACCCCUGCCGGGCCCACCUGGUCCUCCAGGCCCUCCUGGCCCACAGGGACCCCCUGGCUCUCCUGGGGCUGAAGUGACCCAGGAAGUUCUUCUCCAGGAGUUCAAAGAGAUGAUUAAAGAGGCUACAGAGAGGAGAGCAACAGCAUUGGACAGACAAACCAGCCCCAGCCAGCUACCUACAGCUCUGCUCACCCUGGAGGGAAUGACCUCCUACCGACGAAUAGAGGAGGCUUUCCACUGCAAGCUCAAGGGACCUGUGGUGGUCGACAAGAAGACUCUGGUGGAGCUCCAGAACUUUCAGACACCACCAGCCAAAGGAGCCUUCCUCAGAGGGUCGGGAAUGGACCAGUCCACCGGGAGAUUCACAGCUCCCAUCACUGGGAUCUACCAGUUCUCUGCUAAUGUCCACAUUGACCACAAUGAGGUGAAGAGGAGCAAGAGUCAGCUCAAGGCCAGAGAUAACGUCCGGGUGCUGAUCUGCAUUGAAUCACUCUGCCACAGAUACACCUCACUGGAGAUGAUUGUUGGAUUAGAAAGUAACAGCAAGAUAUUCACCGUCAGCGUGCAGGGCCUGCUGGAGCUACAGGCCGGCCAGUACACCUCCAUAUUUGUGGAUAACGCAGCGGGCGCGUCCAUCACAAUACAGAACGGGUCCGAUUUUAUGGGCAUGCUGCUUGGUGUAUAGCCUCACACGUGAGCGGGGCACCAUCCAAGCCGUCCGCUACUGCCGUUUUGUUUUUGUCAACGGACUGCUUAUGAGCACCGCCACACAGUACCCAAACCACAGGGGAGGUUUGAAGGAAGGAAGUGAGGCUGACAGUGACUUGACUGGUUGUCAGAUGGUGAGAGGACAGUGUGAAGAACUCAAGGACUGAGUUUGUUUUUCACAGUUCGCUGCCACUUCCCUGAGGAACUUGGAUGCCUGUUGCUUCACCAAUAAAAUAACCUGAAAAUAAAGCAGUGAAUACGUCUGUUUCAGUAUAUUUUUCAUGGGUGUUGAAGACGUUUGCGGUAAACCAAAUAUCAGCAUUUUUAGUGUUCUCUGGAUAGAUGACGGAAGAGCUGGGGAGCAUGAGAAAGUACAAGUGUAUACUGACAUGUUUAUAUUUUUGUCUAUAUGGUCUAUUAUGUCCACACUCAUGAACUAUAGUUGUUUUUUUUGUUUUUUUUUACCAUGGAUUAAAUCUCACAUUUAUAUAGGUUAUAUGGUACAUAGACUGUGAGUACACUGGACAAUGGAAACAUGCUCAAUAGACAGAAUACGACCUCACAUGCCCCACAUAUGUAAUUCCAUGUUUUGUAACUUAACUAUUACUGAUUUUAGCCAUGCUAGCGGCUGGUGGCUCUGUACAGCAUUGUAGGUUGUUUGGUCCACCACUUUGGUUCAGACUGAAAUAUCUCAACGACUAUUUGAUGGAUCGCUAUGAAAUUUUGCACAUUCUGGUCCCGAGAGAAUGAACCCUACUGUCUUUGAUGAUCCACUGACUUUUCAUCUGGCCUCACCAUGAGGCUGACAUUUGUGGUUUUGAGUUAAGUAUCGCAGCAACUAUUGGAUGGAUUGCCACAAAAUUUGGUUCACACAUUCUUGUCCUCCACAGAAAGAAUUGCAAGAUUAUAUCUGCUGAACAUCAGCACAUUAGCACUGUUUUCAUGCUGAUAUUAGCAUUUAGCUCAAGGAACUGUUGUGCUUGAAGUACAGCUUCAUAGAGCCGCUAGCAUAGCUAUAGAUUCCUGUGGUGUAUUCACAUUACAACGGAAAAACAAGGGUCUUGAUCUCCCAGUGGUGCUGUUCUACUGGCUUUAUGUGAGGCCAAUUUAUUAUUGCACAGUCCUGGAAAUUCAGAGACAUCAGUAAUUUGUUUUUCAGCCAUCUUUGAUUUGAAGCUGUGGUCAACAGUGAUUGGCUGGUUCCACAAAGGUCAGCACAGUUCAGCAAAGUUCAACAGAUCUGAACUUUCAGCGAUGCUCACUGCACCACAGACAACCGCAUGGACAAACGGAGGAGACGCAUGCAUUGACUGUUUUUCCGCAGUAAUGUGAACACGCCUUUACUCUUGUUUUAAUGUGUCAGACAAAUCACGACACACCUUUUAACUGUAAGACAGCUGUAAAAGAACGAUGUUUGGGUAGCCUAAAGAUUAUUUUUACAGUCUUUUUUGUGUUAUCAUUUAUCAUCUGUUUCGGUUUUGCUGUAUGUUAUUCUUUUCUUGACAUAUAGAUGUCUGUAAUUUAUCAUAACUGAUACACCAGUAACAUUGGAAAGCAUUGAAAUUUGAUAUGGUAUUUAUGUGCUGAUUUACACCUUGUGGACUGUCGAAGCCACAGAUUAUUGCAAGAAUAAAAUUUAUAUCUUUUUACAUUUUUUUAUUACCCAUACUAUGCUGUAAUUUGAAAUUAAACUUUUUCAAAAUGUU
Molecule: messenger RNA, 3567 nt
Organism: Chelmon rostratus (copperband butterflyfish)
Lineage: Eukaryota; Metazoa; Chordata; Actinopteri; Chaetodontiformes; Chaetodontidae
Gene: c1qtnf12
Product: C1q and TNF related 12
Exons: 8
Coding region: 876-1838 (320 amino acids)
Molecular function (GO): hormone activity
Source: RefSeq, a predicted model, not a curated record